GUCUUCUCCCAACCUCAGACCUUUAACCACCACCUCAGCUUCUUCUUCUCCUCCCCUCAUCUCCUCUUCUCUCCUCUCUCUCUCUCUUUCUCUCUCUACGGACAAUUUCCAUCUGAUCCAUCUCCAUCUACGGCAUCACAAUCUUCCGCAUCUCUAUCAUCGUCAUCUUCCCUCUCUGCGUUUAUGGGCGGUCGUCGGCUGCAGGGCGAGCAGCUGAAGCAGCUGCGGGACAUCUUCAACCGCUUCGACAUGGACGGCGACGGCAGCAUCACUCACCUGGAGCUCGCCGCACUGCUGCGCUCCCUCGGUUUGAAACCCACGGGCGACCAGAUCCACGCGCUCCUCUCCGGCAUGGACGCCAACCGCAACGGCUCCAUCGAGUUCGACGAGCUCGCCGUCGCGCUCGCGCCCCUCAUGAGCGAACAGGCCCUUCUCAACCAGGAGCAGCUCCUGGACGUGUUCCGCUCCUUCGACCGGGACGGCAAUGGCUACAUCUCCGCGGCGGAGCUGGCGCGGUCCAUGGCGCGCAUGGGCCAACCGCUGACCUUCUGCGAGCUCACCGAGAUGAUGCGGCAGGCCGACACCGACGGCGACGGCGUCAUCAGCUUCACGGAGUUCGCGGCCGUCAUGGCCAAGUCCGCCGUGGAAUUCCUUGGCCUCACGGUAGUGUCAUAGGAGAACACAGGCCCCUUCCGGGCGCCCGGCGACGGGGAGCGCUGAGUCGGUUGACCGGGCUCAUGUUUCUUGGUUGACCCGGUCAACGGAGGACCCCGGGAACUGUUUGCGUAGGAUUUCUGUCGAUGCAUGGUAACCAAGGUUGUAAAUGUAUAGAAUGUGACGAUGGAUGAAAGUUAGGAUUACAUGAUCAUUUAGGAGAGAUUAUUUCGUUCA
Musa acuminata subsp. malaccensis (wild Malaysian banana) is the source of this 891-nucleotide messenger RNA. RefSeq names its product probable calcium-binding protein CML14. Gene Ontology annotation, molecular function: calcium ion binding. NCBI's taxonomy places the organism in Eukaryota, Viridiplantae, Streptophyta, Magnoliopsida, Zingiberales, Musaceae. The record is from RefSeq and is a predicted model, not a curated record.